AUGGGAGGAUAUCUUCUUUUAAAAGACCUAAUCAAACAGGUUGUGAGUCUUCCUAUCAAUGGGGAAAAGGGUAAGAUUAAAGAACAGUCAGGGGUAUCACGUGUAGGUGAACUAACAAGAGUGAUUCUGGAUCUUUACUAUCGUAAAGUAUUUGAUACUGUCUUAGAGGCUAGUUCUCCAGGAAUACGAUAUAGCCGUUGGUAUAAUGAAGUCUUUAUAGCCAUCGACAUGAAUGAUCAUGAUCAUGAUGAUGAUGAUGAUAUAGAAGAGAUUAUGGGAGAAAUCAUAAUGGAUUUGGAGUCUAUAUUACAUAGAAACCAACUAGAAGGAAGAGUGGAUGCAAUCUUAAAGGGGAAGAGUAAUUACUUGGACUGCGCGAGAAAGGUAUAA
Messenger RNA from Miscanthus lutarioriparius, 390 nucleotides. The record is from the annotation of a GenBank genome assembly. Lineage: Eukaryota; Viridiplantae; Streptophyta; Magnoliopsida; Poales; Poaceae.